Malaya genurostris is the source of this 521-nucleotide messenger RNA. Its product is annotated as adult-specific cuticular protein ACP-20-like. Bases 40 to 465 code for a protein of 141 amino acids. The transcript has 2 exons. Gene Ontology annotation, cellular component: extracellular matrix. Lineage: Eukaryota; Metazoa; Arthropoda; Insecta; Diptera; Culicidae. The record is from RefSeq and is a predicted model, not a curated record.
UCUAGCGUUCCAAUCAAGUAGAUCUUAGCGAUCACAAACAUGUUUAAAUUCUUUCUAGUCCUCGCUUUGGCGGUAGCCGUAUCGGCCCAAUGGGAAGGUGGUUAUGGAGGUGAUGAGCACAAGGACCACUACGCCUAUCCAAAGUACAAGUUUGAGUACGGCGUGAAGGAUCACAAAACGGGAGACCACAAAAGCCAGUGGGAACACCGGGACGGAGAUGUGGUGAAGGGACAGUACUCACUGCACGAACCUGACGGUACUGAGCGUAUCGUCGAGUACUCGUCGGACAAACACAACGGAUUCCAAGCUCACGUGAAACGGGUUGGACAUGCACAUCAUCCACAAAUUUACGCACAUCACCAUGAGGGAGGAUUCGGCGGAGAAUCGUCGUUCGGAGGGCACGGGCAUGGCCACGGUCACGCUAGCAGCUAUGCCAACUCGAAUCUGUACUCGCAUCACCAUUGAACUCCUCGCAAGUCAUCCUGAUCUCACGCCUAUUUUUCUAAUUCUAUCGACUGCCU